GGUAGUUUGAUUGACUUUUUCAACGUUUUUGGGUUGUCUUGUACUGGUCGAGCCCUGUGGCUAAUUGACUAUUUUCCAUUUCUUUCCUAAGCCAGAACACGAACCAGCAGACACGUGGGCAUCGCAGAACAAGCGCUGUGUUCUUCCACGUGUAUUUGCAGUUGAUUGGAAGGAGUUACAGCGAUGGUGGACGUGAAAGCGGAGGAGAUGGCGGAAGAUCGGGUGCCGGUUUGUCUAUCUGGUAGGUCGGUGGCAGAGGAAACCCGGCGCAGCAGCAGCAGCAGAGGAGGAGGAGGAGUAUGUGGAGGAGAAGGGGGACGAGGAGAAGAGGACCCUCGAUUGCCGGAGAUCUACUCUCUCCAAUCAUUAGUCGAUAAUAAUAGAGGAUCGGCUGAUGACGUCAAUGAGAUGCAGAAAGCAGAGGAGACACAGAAAUCGUUGUUGAGUAAUGGCGUUGCUGUGAAUCUUCCACGAGGGGCGGGAAAUGGGGGGCGUGGGGAGAAAGAGGCGGGAAAAGAGGAGGAAGAGGAGGGGCGGGUGCUCUCCAUGACCGCCUCACCGGGAGUCACAAUCGAGGAGCAGGUCUCGACCCGACCGAAGGUUGUUCGCGUGAAGAGGAAAAGGGGAUGCUCUCCGGCGGAAGUGCUCAUGCUGGAGAUGAGUUCUCGCAGAGUUCGGCGAAAGGAAAUCAAGGAACCAUCUUUGGCUGAAAGAGUUGCAGACUUGGGCAUUGAUGAAGAAGGGCGUAUAUCUUUCCGCAAGGGGAAACGUGUGCAUCCUCCUUCAGAUGACUUCGGCUUUGAGAGGCGAUUGUUUCGUCGACUGGAGACGUUUUCUCUUGCGGAAGUUCGACAAGCGGAGAGCUGUGGUGCUAUUCUU
This is a messenger RNA of Chara braunii, 879 nucleotides long. The record is from the annotation of a GenBank genome assembly. Lineage: Eukaryota; Viridiplantae; Streptophyta; Charophyceae; Charales; Characeae.